This is a messenger RNA of Vicia villosa (hairy vetch), 2208 nucleotides long. RefSeq lists its product as uncharacterized. The record is from RefSeq and is a predicted model, not a curated record. NCBI's taxonomy places the organism in Eukaryota, Viridiplantae, Streptophyta, Magnoliopsida, Fabales, Fabaceae. The coding region runs from base 162 to 1079 and encodes 305 amino acids. The transcript has 8 exons. Gene Ontology annotation, biological process: developmental process involved in reproduction.
AUAGAUAGUAUUCCGUUUUACACAAAUUUCUACAGCGAGUUUUUUCUUUUCAAACGUCAAAAACACAGAAACCCCGCGAGAAUCGUUCAGAUCCAAACUCUGAAAAUUUGAAAAGCUUCUUUCCUAUCCGUUCCGAAAUUUCAAAGCCCUAAUUCCCAAAAAUGGAGGCUCUGUACAAAAAACUCUACGCUAAAUACACCAAACUCAAGACUAACAAACUCUCCGAGUUCCAUGAACCUGCCAAGGAACAAGAACAGAAAUUCCGCAAAUUCGUCUCCGCUUCCGAACAGUUGAUAGAUCAUUUGAGAAAUGAAUAUGAUAAGGUUCUUGAACAGAACAAUGACUUGGUAAAUGAAUUGAUUUCGGUUAGGCUUGCCAAGGACAAACAACUCUUUGAUCUAGAAAAGCGUUUAAUGGAGGAAAAAACGAAAAGUGAAUCUCUUCUUGAAGAAGUUGAGAAGUUGCAAAAGCUUCUGAAGGAAGGAACUUUGAAGGAAGGAGCUUCUGGUGGUUUAAAUAACAGCAAUAAGGUCAAGAGCAAUUCCUCCAAUAACUCAUCUGUAAGAAUGACAAGAAAACGUAUGAGCCAGGAACAGGAUGCAUUGGACAAAGAAGCGAGGAGGGUUAUACCAUGUGAAAUUGAUGAAGGUAAUUCUGUGGAGAGAGAGUCAACCCGAAGCUUUCUCAAGGAGAAUGCUUCCAAUAAGCUGCGGGAGUGCUCUGUGUCUGAAGUUAAUGAUCAAUCAGGCGUUGAUUUACAGGAAAGUGGUCUUAGUAGCUGGCUUGCUCAUUCUCUUUUUGAGUAUACAUUGGGUAUGAAGUUAUCCUUUGACAAUCAAACUGGACGAUCAUGUCUUUUUACAAAUCAAUCAACCGGUUUCUCCUUUAGUAUAUCAUGGAUUGGCAAAACCCCCGGAGAGGAAGCUGGAGAGGAUGCAGAACUGCUAUACCAAGUACAAUCUCUAGGCAUACUUGAAAGAUUAGUACCAGAAUGGAUGACGGAAGACAUCAAGUUCAGCCCAACCAUGUGCCCCAUCUUCUUUGGAAGGGUAUCGCGUGUUAUCAAUUUAAGAUACUGAAGUUUCUUGUUGUACAUAUUUCCACUUCAAUUAUUUGGAGUGAUGAAAAACUAGGAAUGACAUUUGAGAUGAAAAGGAUGUUGACAUAAUUAUUUGAUUAGUGAAGAUGCUGAGUUGAAAAUUAAAGUGGACGCGUUGGGAGGUGCAAGUAAAAAUACAAGUAUUCAUGAGCUGCACCUAAUCAAGAAAACUAUUAGUAGUAUUAGUUUUUGUACUGGUUUUUAGGCUGAUUUACAUUGUGUGGGAUGUCCACUGUGAAUCAAACUUUUAAGAUAUUAAGAGAAGAUUAACUUCUGCACUGUUUUAAUUUAUCUGAACCAAAUGAGCCCUUUAUAGUGUAUUGAUAAGCACCUAACUCACUACUAGGGGGUGUGCUUAUGCAUAUAGGUAAAUUAAGACUCGUGAAAGGAAUUAUUUGACUCAUGAUUUAGAGUUAGUUUUUGUAGUUUCUAUCGUUACGAUAUUGGAACAUUACAUGUAUGGCUCUAGAUUUUAUGUAUUAAAUGAUCAUGUGUAUUUGAAAGAGUUGAAGGUGAGGUAAAUUAGUUGGUUAUAAUUUCUUAAAGACUUUGAUUUUGAGCUUAGUAAUAACUAUGGGAAAACUAGUGUAGUAAUUGAUGAUUUGAGUUGGAAAUAUUUGAGUGCAUUUGUUUUGAUAGUGAAACAUAGUGAGUUAUUGGAGCAAUUUAGAGACCUUAGUUUGGAAUGUAAAGUUUAACUUGAGAGCCACUUAUUCGAAAUGUUGAAAGGGAACAGUUGAUUUGUGGACAACAUCAAAGAAAGUCCUAAGUUGAAUUUACAUUUUUUAUUUAUUUUAAAUUCUGAAAAUGAUACCAAAUUCAAGGUGGGUGGGUGAUGAUGGAAUAAUGAGAUUUUAAGGAAGGGUUUAUGUUCUAGAUGUGAAUUAUCUGAGGAAAUUAAUUUAUGAAGAAAGGCAUAGAAGUUGAUUUCGUAUCUACCCUGAAGCUAUUGACAUGUAUAAAAGAGCCUUAAUAGAGAGUGCUUUGACUACCAAUAAUAAAGAUGUACUUAAUUUUUUUGUUUAUUUAACUUGUCAGAAUUUAAAGUAGAACAUUAGAGGUUAUCUAGUUUGAUUUUACCUUGAGUAUAUAUGAGUUUAAGUGGGUAU